Molecule: messenger RNA, 360 nt
Organism: Thlaspi arvense
Lineage: Eukaryota; Viridiplantae; Streptophyta; Magnoliopsida; Brassicales; Brassicaceae
Source: the annotation of a GenBank genome assembly
AUGAUUGAUGGGGGAUUUUUUAACGCAAUAAUGACGUUUCCAGAUGAUUAUCCAAAUCUUCCACCAACUGUUCAGUUCACCUCGGAGAUGUGGCAUCCUAAUGUUUAUUCUGAUGGAAAAGUUUGCAUAUCUAUUCUUCAUGCUCCUGGUGACGAUCCUAAUGGAUACGAGCUUGCCAUAGAACGUUGGAACCCUGUCCACACGGUAGAAAGCAUUAUGUUGAGUAUCAUAUCGAUGCUGUCGUGUCCCAACGAUGAGUCACCGGCAAAUGUGGAAGCUGCAAAGGAAUGGAGAGACAACAGAGCAGAGUUUAGGAAGAAAGUGAGUCGCUGUGUGAGAAGAUCGCAAGAGAUGCUAUGA